Leptopilina heterotoma is the source of this 2061-nucleotide messenger RNA. RefSeq names its product NF-kappa-B inhibitor cactus-like. The record is from RefSeq and is a predicted model, not a curated record. Gene Ontology annotation, molecular function: protein binding. Bases 647 to 1843 code for a protein of 398 amino acids. NCBI's taxonomy places the organism in Eukaryota, Metazoa, Arthropoda, Insecta, Hymenoptera, Figitidae. The transcript has 3 exons.
UAUACCUAGCGCCGCCAGUUAAAGUCUCUCUGCGUUGCGUCCAUUCUAAAAUAUUUUAAUGUUUUAUCAAGAGACUACAGACUACGUUUCUCGAUAGCAUUCAGUUUCCUACUCUUUGCAAAAAUCGUUGUGUGCGAAAUUAAAACUCGAAUUUCUUAUUUUACUCCGAAAUUUUGAACGCAAUUCGUUUUUUCUUUUGCUCCGAAAUUGUUAACUUUGACAGAAAAAAAAUUACGCGCUAAAGGAGUGAUAAUAGAAUAAAAAUUCCUAACCUACUAAAUUGUGUUGCUUGUAUAUUCUCGGUGGGAAUUGUAAACUGACCUUCGUCAAGAGUUUUUUUUUUUUCAAGAACCAUAUUGUCGACAUGUGUGUAAAACUUGGGGAAAUAGCUCAGGUUUUAAGUGUUUGAUUUGGAAAGUUUUUCGGAGUGGUAUACGAAAAAAAGAGAGAGGGAAGGAGAGAGACUGCCUUUUUUGGGAGAAAGGAAGGAGAGAGAAAAGAAAGAAGUGGGGAGAGAAGGCCCUGGCAUUGUGCAUUGUAAAGUAGGGAAAUUCCGAGACUCACUGGUUUAGAGUAGCAGGCAGAAAGGUAAGGCCCUCACUCACAGUUGUGGUAUUAACACGUGCGGAACAUUAAAAUUUUCAAAAUGUGGCAACAGUCGCAACAAGGACCCAUGGCCGGUAACGUCUCAUCAUCAUUAGAUCUUGAUAAAGGUGAUAAGUGUCAACAACAAGAUUUCGGUGAUUCGGGCUUUCUAUCGGGUACAAAUUUAAUUUUCUCCGAGGAAUUUAUUGAAUCCUCAUCCGAUAUUAAAGUUGAAGAAGAACCAAUAGUAGUGCAAAUUGCUCAAGAACCGAUGAGAGUCCAUGACAGUGGUUUAGAUUUGGGCCUUAGUGAGAAUCUCGGUCAACUCACUAUCAAGCAUAAUACACUAAAUUCAUUGGAUAAAGUUCAUUUGGAACCAUUGAGAUUGACCCCGGUCAGUAUUAAGGCAGCGCCUAGAAGUGUAUUCGCGUCUGAUAAACAACAAUCGCAAGUUACUCAGGAACCUUGGGAAAUUUAUUAUUGCCAAGACGACGACGGUGACACGCAAUUGCACAUUGCAGUGGUUCAGGGCUACAUUGAGGCAACAUUUUGUCUUGUUAAUAUGGUGCCACAUCCUUGCCUCCUGGACAUUUUGAAUGACGACGGACAAACGGCCCUUCAUCUUUCAAUUUUAACACAUCAGCCGAGAAUAGCGAGGUGUUUAAUUCUCGCCGGUGCUAAUCCAGAGGCAAGAAAUAUCAAAGGGAAUACAGCCCUUCAUCUGGCUUGUGCUUGCGGUGAUAUUGAUUCUGCACGAGCUCUCACCGAUCCAUUAUCUAAUGGUGAACGAGGUCUACAUUUACCCGGACGCUUUUUACCCGCUCUACCUCAAAAUUUAGAGCAACGAAACUAUAAUGGUGAAAUGUGCAUUCAUCUAGCGGCAAGUGGAAAUCACGUGGAACUUGUGAGACUAUUACUUCGACUUGGUGCUGAUUUGGAUGCGAGAGAAGGCCUCGCCGGUAGAACGGCAUUACAUUUAGCAAUUGAACACGGCUGUAAAGCAGUUUUGAAAUUCUUAUUAGAAGAAUGCAGGCCCAGUUUGGAUGUGCCAAAUUAUGCAGGCUACACUGCGUAUCAAAUUGCCCUUUGUGUUGACACACAAUUAGCCGUUGAUCUUAUAAGGUUUGGCGCCAAGCCUCAACCACUUUCCGAUGAGGAGACAGAUAGCGAUAAUUCUAGUUUAGAAGACAAUGAUGAAAGUUAUAUGUUCAACUUAUCAUCACUACAAAACAAUUCAAUGUCUGCCGUUAGGGCUUAAAAGUCUUUCCAAAUAGAGAUUCUUCUUUUUUUUUUUUGUUUCUAAAAAUUCAAAAAGAGAAAACUUUAAACUGACUUGGAGUUUUUCGACUAAUUUUCAAAAUUCAAUCAAUUUUAAUUUCAUAGAAACAAAUAGUUUUCAAACAAAUUUCUAAACAAAUUUUCAAUCAAAUUUUCAAACAAAUUUACAAUCAAUUUUACUACAAAAUUUACUCGAAA